GAACGAGGGAAGUUAGAAAAAGGAAUGCCGUCAGACGUUUUCUUUUGGGAUAACACAAAAAUAAAAGAUCGCGGGAUGGUACUGUAGAUGAUGUAAUUAUCAUCCUUUCUAAAGAAGGCAAUAAGAUCUUUGGAAAGGGUCAUGUCAAGGGAGCGUCACGGAAGAAAAUGUUCUCCAGUGAGAGAGCGGAUUCUUGACAGUAGUUCAAACGAUGACUGGGAAACAUUAUUUGAGUCAAGUGCAACUGACAAAGGGAAAACUCAAACCUCUAAAGCAGAUCUUGAUCUUUACAAUUUUGAGGAACCUACAGCGCAGCUGAGUCGUUAUGUCUUGACAAGUCCAAGGUCUCUGGAGGCAUGUGGAAGGUUUGGAAUAAAGCCUGUAGAACUGUUACACAAGUCACUGGAGGAGUUUGUUGAGGAAUUCAGAUCUUUGUAUGAUACUGACUACCCACUGCAUGCUGUGCAACAAGUGUUCCAGGAACAUGAACGACAAAGACUUAGAAAAUUAAAGCUUUGCAGAGAGGAAAGGGAAAGGAUAAUUAGGGAGAGAAGUUCAGAGUCUGUCAUGAGCAGUCAAGAUAGACAUUUCACAUCAAGGUCACUAAGCCCUGAAAACAAACCAGACAACAGAUGGAGAAAAUCUUAUGAGGAAAAAGGGCAAAAUGGAAGGACACCCUCUCCUGUUGAAAGACAGAAGUAUCACAGAGGUUCAAGUCCACUGGAUGGAAGAGGAAAGGAAAAUAUGUACACGAUGGACAGUAAAGCCUUGAAACCUCCAACAGGGCACACAAACUACAGGAGUCAGUAUACUUCAAGUAAAAAGAGUCAAAGUCCUGUAAGCCCCAAAGGCAUUAGUAUGAAUUACCCUGAGAGCUCUGACUCGGAGACUGGGGCAGACAGCAAGAGGACGUGGUCUGCAAGCGGUUAUUAUUCAAAUGAACAGUCACCCAGAACAAGAAAGAAGCCCUCGUCUGCAGGAUCCUCUAGAAAAAGAAACACUUCGCUCAUCAAGAGAACAGCUUCUAUGGAUAGCAUCGACCUGUUACGUUCGGUGCCACUUGCGUCAAGUGGAAAGGGUUUGUCCGAAAAGGAUCAACGCAUUGUUAAUUUAAUGAUGUCCAGACACGAAGAAGAAGAGAGAGCCCGCAAAGAACGAUUGAUGUUGGAGUUGGAGUGGGACGAACAAAGAAAAAUAGAAGAACAAAUGAAAAAAGCUCGACAGCAACAGAGACAAGCUGAAAUAUGGGACACAUAUAAGACUAAAGAUUCCAAACAGUUUGAAGUGCGAGCAAGAAGAAUGAGAAAUGAGCAGAGGUUGAAAAAAGAUAAACUUGAGAUUCUGUUGUCAAAGGACAGCGCUUGGCAGAAGGAGAAAAGAAAACAGGAACAAAUAAGGGGUACAAAAAUGCUGGCCAAGAAAAUCAAAGAAACCGAGAAAAAACAGAAGCAGGAAGAAAAUCUCUGGCAGAAAGAAAGGGAAGACGAACUACAUCGCAACAUGACCCAACUUAAUCUUUUAGACAGACACCAAACUGCUGUUGAGAAGAGAGAUCGUUUAUCUGCUCAAGAACAUAUGAAACUUCAAAGUCGAAAUCACAGUGCGAAGACCAGACACGCUAGUACGAGAAAACAGUUCAUUCAACAGUUAAGCCAAGAAGAAGAGAAUCUAAAACACGAAGUGGCAAUUAAACAUCAAAACGCUGUGAUGAAUUACCAGAGACAACUAACUCGAAAAGAUAACCAGAUGGCGUUAAACAGGAUAAAGAGAGAGGAGCGGAUUGAAAGGCAGCAGGAACAGUUGAGGAGGAAGGCGAAUGACAUGGAUGAAUGGAGGAGAGAACUCACAGUUUUCAGGGGAGAGAAAGACAAGCAAGCUGAAGGCACAGCCAAAAUGGUAAUAGCAUCCAAACAGCACAGAGUUAAAUCACAACUUGCCGCAGAGAAAGACGAACAUCAACAAAAUCUAGUAAGAGUAAAACAAGCUCUUGAAGAAAGGAGAAGGGAAAUUCAAGAAGAUAUUGAAGUUAAAGAUGAGCGAAGUAGAAUGGUUAAUGCAGAAAAAGAGGAAAUCCGGAGACUGAACCGUGAUGCAGCUCGAACUUCUCAGGCCGUGAGGGACUUGAUCAGAGAACAGACGCUUAGAAGUUCCUUUGACAGAAUGGCAGAGGCUGCUCAACACCAAGCUCUUGUAGGGCGUGGCCCACAGACAGGACAUAAAAAUAAAUCUACUUUGAAACUGGGUUAAUUAACUAACAUAUGAAUUCGGGAGUGACUGCUAGUGAUUAUGUUUGUAAGCGUAAUUGGAAAUUGUCAAAAUA
This is a messenger RNA of Pocillopora verrucosa, 2320 nucleotides long. Its product is annotated as coiled-coil domain-containing protein 177-like. The record is from RefSeq and is a predicted model, not a curated record. NCBI's taxonomy places the organism in Eukaryota, Metazoa, Cnidaria, Anthozoa, Scleractinia, Pocilloporidae.